Molecule: messenger RNA, 802 nt
Organism: Menidia menidia (Atlantic silverside)
Lineage: Eukaryota; Metazoa; Chordata; Actinopteri; Atheriniformes; Atherinopsidae
Source: the annotation of a GenBank genome assembly
AAUCAUUGAACGUUUUACUGGAACCAUUGAUGACGUUAUUGUUGUAAACUAAACCAAUGAAAUACGUGCUUUGAAAUAUCAGGAACGACCGGAAGUUUUUAUCAACAGAGAAAGCUACGCUACGAGUAGCUAGCCAAACAUAUUAACUGCGUAAACAAACAGAACGGAAAAUGGUUUGCGAGAAAUGUGAGAAGAAGCUCGGAAAGGUUAUCACGCCGGACACCUGGAAAGAUGGGGCCAGGAAUACAACCGAAAGUGGAGGGCGUAAGCUUAACGAGAACAAGAUGCUGACAUCUAAGAAAGCCAGGUUUGACCCGUACAGCAAGUCAGGCUUCGCUAUCUGCAGGAUCUGUAAGAGCUCAGUUCAUCAGGCUGGAUCACACUACUGCCAAGGCUGUGCUUAUAAGAAAGGGAUCUGUGCAAUGUGUGGAAAAAAGGUUUUGGACACCAAGAAUUACAAGCAGACAUCUGUGUGAUGGGGCAUUGAUCACAGAACAGCUUCACAAAUGGAGAAAUUAACUGUGAAAGCGAGAUCUGGAGAUGGCUAUAAUGGAUGAUCUGAUAAUGCCAUAAGAUGAUGCUAUAGAACUAGUGAAGAUGUGGUCUCACCCAGGCAAGUUGCAUUGUCUCCGAAAAACACCUUUUAUGACCUAUUUGUAAAAUAAAACCCUUAAGACAUUUUGUGUAUUUUAAUUUCUGUCCUUACAUUUGCAUUAUUUACUUUUUAAAAGGUGUAUAUCUCUAUACAAUACUGUAUGUUCUGUGUUGAAUUUGAUUGAAAUAAAGAUAAGAUGAGAUUUGA